Molecule: messenger RNA, 810 nt
Organism: Danaus chrysippus (African queen)
Lineage: Eukaryota; Metazoa; Arthropoda; Insecta; Lepidoptera; Nymphalidae
Source: the annotation of a GenBank genome assembly
AUGUUAGGUGUAUCUGUAAGGGAGCUACAUUGUGCAAGGUUUCAAAUUCCGCGCCAACUUGGAUCUGUGAUUUCCGCUGGCAUUCGGUCUCACUCGGCGUUCAGUCUACUACGGCCUCGAGGCUCGGGGCAACGAACGCGCACUAGGCCGAUUGUAUUACAAAGUCCGAUUUGGCCAGCCGCUCCCUGCCUCUGCUUUGAGAUCCUAGACUUACCUCUUACUGCACGCUACCUAAGGCUACCUGUGGCUCAUUAUAUCAAGUUAGAGUUGUUUAUCGCCUGUCGAGUGCUGGCGUUGGAGUCGUUACGUUGUCAUCGUCCUAAUUUUGCAGUGUCCUCGUUUUUGAGGUCAGCCUCUAUCGGAGCAACGAACUCGUGCCCUUAUCGCGUGAGUUGCAUAGGUAGUGCAUCGCGAUUGUCAGUACUGUGUCACAGGAGGUUAGGCCCCCUCCUCCCUGCCCCCCUCCCCGCCCCAGCAGUCCCCCCGCUCGCCGUCGCCGGAGCAACAAACUCUGCAAGGUUGCAUCGCGACUCUGCUAUCUCGAUGCACAGACUCGGGUACACUUUCCCGUUGCGCGAGGGUAUGGAUGGUGGAUCGAUGCCGCCCCACGUUCACGGUCAUCGCCCUCCGCCCGCCCUACGCUUCCGCGUCGACCCCCCGGCACCCCCCGACACCCCCCGGCACCUCCAACACCCCCCCGCACCUCCGACCCGACCCCCUCACUCUAAAUAUACCUCCAACGACCCUUUAGACUGCUGUUAUGAAACACAAUUAGCUCGACUAUUUCAAGCGCAAUCGUUUCUUCGCUGA